AUGGGCCCCCAGACGCUGAACGUCACCGGCCAGUGGGUGUACGGGCACCGGCAGGGCGGCCUCCACUUCAACGCGCGCACCCGGAGCCAGCACCCGAAGGGCACCAACUGGAUGCACUUCGGAACGCGGAAGCACCGCAUCGAGAUGAAGGUGGUCUACGGCCACACGUCGACGGGCACCAGCUACCUGAACUUCCUCGUGCGGCACCUCAAGGCGACCGGCUAUCCUGUUGGAGGCCUGCUGGGGGAGGACGACCACACCGAGGCCGCGACGACGAGCAGCAACUGCAGGAAGGUGCUGGUCCUCCUCCAGGGCGCCGUGGAGGAGGGCCGCUCGGCGGCGGAGGCGAGCUGAGGCCCUGUGCCCCAGGCCCGGCCAUGCGGUCCCGCCUCGUGAGCUGGGCGUGUACUGGAACCCGCAGUGUCGCUGCUUAGUGCGCGCAGCGCCUUGGGUAGAAAGCGUAUCGUGGUGGCGUUGGUCGUCGACGUGUUGGCGGUCGUCGUCGUCGUCGUCGUUGCCGUCUCCCCUCUUCUCCUCGCUUCCUCCUUUUCCCUCGAAGCUGCCAGCCCGUGCACUCCCGUUCCCCCCCUGCUUCUCCUCCCUCCUUCGCCCCCUGUCGGGCUCCGGGGAGGUCCACUUUUUCCUGUCACCCCUAGGGUGGCUUGCUGCGGCGCAGGUCCCAAUGUCAACCCCGUGGUGGAGUUGGCCGCAGGCCAUAUCAGUCAACGCGCUCCUUUCCGCAGCACCAUCCCGCUGCCCGUUGCUCUCUUCGUUUGCACUGUGCGACU
Messenger RNA from Prorocentrum cordatum, 788 nucleotides. NCBI's taxonomy places the organism in Eukaryota, Dinophyceae, Prorocentrales, Prorocentraceae. The record is from the annotation of a GenBank genome assembly.